AGCUCUUGUUUGGCCGGCCUAUGAGAAAUAUCUGCAGAUAUCAAUAAGAAGAGAUUAAAAGGAAGAAAAUGAACUCUGAGCCUGUUGAAAACAGUGAAUGUGUCCAAAUGGCAUCAGGGUCUAUGUCCAAGCGUCACUCUGAAUGUUCUGAAGAAGAGCCUGUUAGAAAAAUUCCAAAAAUGACAGGUGAAGAAGCUGCAUUAUACAAUUCUAGCUGGUAUGAACGUGAAGAAAUUGCCAAAAUGAUUUCUGCUGAAGAUGCUAGUUCUGAUUUUCAAGAUGAUGAAGCCCUUGAGACGGCAUCACAAACAAAACUUCACGCUGCAGUUUCAUCUGAGAACCCAAGUGCUGUUCAUGCUGUUUUGCAGAGUGACCCAAACAUAAUUGACGUGACAGACUCACAUGGACAAACUGCAUUACACUAUGCCGCCAGGAAUGGACAUGAAGAAAUUGUCAAGAUGCUUCUUGUCAAAGGUGCCAGUACACAUCUUCAAGACAAAAAGGGGCAGACACUCCUUCACAUUAUUGCAAAUGCUCCUACUCUUGUUAAUUUUAAUAAUGGUUUUUAUAAUGAAGAUGAGGAUUAUGAAGAUAGAGAUCUAGAGCUCCAAGAAUAUGUAGAUGAAAAAUAUAUAAGAGUGAUGAAGGCUGUUUUGCAGAAUGACCCAAACAUAACUGACAUUACAGAUUCACUUGGAAAAACUGCAUUGCACUACGCCGCCAGGAAUGGAUAUGAAGAAAUUGUCAAGAUUCUUCUUGUCAAAGGUGCCAUUCCUCAUCUUCAGGAUAAAAGGGGUAUGACACCUCUUCACAGUAUUGUGAGUAAUACUUCAUGGGGUACAGGUUUAUAUGAAGAUGAAGUGUUCCAAGAGUAUUUGGAUGAAAGAUAUAUAAGAGUGAUGAAGGAGAUAGUUGCCGCAGGUGCUAAUGUACUUCUCCAAGAUAAAUGUGGUCAGACCCCCUUCAUAUUUCUCUACGUAAUGAAAAUAAGUUAGGAGCAGAAGUUCUUGUCGAUGCAAAUAGUGAAAAUAACCUCCAAGAUGUAAAGGAGAAGACUCUGUUGCAUCUUGCUGUUUUAGAAAAUGUUUUUUACUUUGAAAUAGUGAAGAAGCUGCUUGCUGCAGGGGUCAGUGCCCGUAUCCAAGAUAAUCGGGGCAAAACACCCCUCCUCAUUGCUUUGGGUUAUAGACACUACACUUCUUUAUCAAACCUCCUCGUGGAUGCAGAUUGUGAAAACAACCUUCCCGAUGCAUUUGGUCUGACUCCCUUGCACCUUGCAGCUAGAGCAGGACGUGUUCCAAUAGCAAGGAAGCUACUGUACUGCGGCGCACAUCCACAUACAAAGGCUGAGAUUGAAGACCCCUGGGACACUGAUGCCACUGGGUACCCACUGGGAAUUGCUCUGUAUCAUAGAAAGAGUGCUAUCACUGAACUGAUUCUUUUAGCGUGUGUCUUGAGAGGCAUUGUGAUUGAUUGGGAGGAGGAUCUUAAUUGGAAAGAUGGCCUUUGUUAUAUGGUGAACAAGUUUUCUACUGUAGAAUCCUAUCAGGAUUUGUGUGCAGAUUUUGACCUCGAGGUCCAGAAGAUGAAAGCUACAAAGAUACAUGGAACUACCGUCUCUUACUAUGACUUUGCGACGAAGCAUGAAAGAAAGUUGGCUCUCUUCCUCGAGAACAAAAACAUCGAAACAGUUUUACGUUCGAUUAACAUUGCUGAUCACUUGCCAAAUUAUGGGCAACUUAUCACUUUUAAAGUACAGAGGGCUAAAAGGAGAAAGACCCUGACUGCUCGUUGUCUGAAGUGCUUCUCCGUCUUGUCAAAAAGGUUGCCAUCUGUGCUGAAAAUAAACACUGACAACAUAUUAGAUUGUUUGAGUGAAAGAGAUAUGAAAAAUUUUGUCAAAGCUUUUAAGUUCAAGGCUUGAGAAUUUGAUUUUUGUCAAAUAAUGUUGCUCGGAGUAAGAACAUAAGCGUUAGAAACUUCUGUUGUGUUUGUUAAGUGCUUAUAUUGCUCAAAUAUGUAUGCAGUAUGAAAGUACAUAGCAUUUAUAUAUUCUCUUUACAUAUGUAUAAGUAUUUCAUAGCUCCCACUUUUAUGUUAAUGUUUUCUUUGUUCAAAAUAAAUGCCAUAAUCGUUUUAAAACACCAUUCCAAAAAUAACUGACUAAGGACACAUAUAAUUUACAAUUAGUAAUUACAGAUUAAAGAAUUACAAUAUAUAAGUUUUUGUUGAUAUAACUAUUGUACUGCAUAAAGUUCGUGAGUCAAAUAAAUU
This is a messenger RNA of Uloborus diversus, 2274 nucleotides long. Its product is annotated as serine/threonine-protein phosphatase 6 regulatory ankyrin repeat subunit B-like. The transcript is spliced from 3 exons. Gene Ontology annotation, molecular function: protein binding. NCBI's taxonomy places the organism in Eukaryota, Metazoa, Arthropoda, Arachnida, Araneae, Uloboridae. The record is from RefSeq and is a predicted model, not a curated record. The coding region runs from base 69 to 995 and encodes 308 amino acids.